CAAAAGGCCUUCACCUGUUCUGUUGGACUUGACAGUGGCGUUGCCAGGUAGCCAGCUCCAUAGCAACCAGGUCAAGAAGUUGACAGAUUUGUUUAUUUUUGUUAGAUUGAAGCGGAGAUGCUGAGGCGCGUGAAGAUGAGGCGUCUAUCCUGCGCACUGAGGGUUGGAUGCAAACAAAUUUUUUGUGAUUAAAAAUGCCUUCGACGAUGAUCGUGAAGCCCAGAGCAGCGGAGGCGUCGAGGAAAAGCAAACCGGUGAGGCCGACAGCCCGCGGCGGCGCAGACGGCGAGCUUCCAGCCGCCACGGCGCGUAAAAGCCGCGCGUCAAGCUGUUCCCGCUGCGCGCAGCCGCGAGACAAGAGCCUGAGGGGCCCCACGGCGACCACAGGGACCCAGGGGGCCAAACCGAGCUGCGACAGGAGAGCGAGGUCCACGUCCGCCGCCCCCAAACCAACAGGAACCAAACCCGCGGAUAGGAGCGCCAGAACCGAGCCGGAGCGCCGGAGGGCCACCAGCUCUGUGAGGGGACCCGAUGCCAACCCGAAACCCCGGGACACCGGCGGGGGUCCGGGUCUGAAGGAGCUGCGCUGCUCCAGGGCUGAGGGGAAGGCUCCGAUCCAGAGUCACAAAGCGUUCACCGUCAUCCCGCCGAACCCAAAGAAACGAAGAGAAAUCCAGAAAAAGGCGGAGGCGGAGCUGGCCGCUCUGGAGGAGCUGCGCCUGAGCAGGGCCAUGGCCUACGUGUCCAUCGACCCCAGCAGCGUCGGCGGCUGCAUGAGUCUGCAGGAAGUGCGGCUGAAGCAGCAGCAGGAAAUGAUGCAAGCAAAGAGGAAGCAGAAACAGGUGAGGAAGCAGCUGAUGGAGGAAACACCUGUCCCGGCCAGGUGACCCCGCCUUCUCCUGGUCUCACCUGGCAGCUCAGCUCCUGCUGAACACAACCUUCCUGACACGGCGAAGCCGGAGCUGCUCCACCGUCUCCAUCCUCUGCGCACAAAUGUUCGUUUUAGUCUUUAAAUGAUUUAUCAGAGCCGCUCUUCCUUCUGGGUUUAAUUAAUUGUUAACAACUCCUGGAUGCACAAUUUUCUGUUUAUUUUGGACUAUUUUUUUCUGACACACAGAAGGUCAGAAUUAAUCAUACAGACUCAAAUAUAUACAUACACCCCCACCAGUGUGUAAUUAAAUGUUUUUAAGCAAGCUGCAUCUCAGCCACACACGUUCUGCAUCAUUCUGGCUGCUGAUUGGACCACAGCUGGCAGAACUGAUGGAGUUCAUUUAAACUGGUUGAUUUCCUGACACUGACCUGGAUUCUACUCCUUCGCUGGCGGUGAAACGUCCCUUAGCAUGAUGCUGCCACCACCGUGCUUCACACGGCAGCCAAAGAGCUCCAUCCUUCCUGUCUGACCCUAAAAGUUUUCUCUAGAUGUUUGGAUGUUCCACCUCAGCAGCUGUGGGUUUCUGCAGAGCUCCAAGGUGUUGAUAUAGGACAAGGAUCAUCAACCAUUACCAUCCAAAGAGCCAUUAUUACCCUGAGUCCAGCUAAAUAAAACUCCUUUAGAGCCGCUAAUGUUCCAUGACCUUUGGAAAAAUCACAACGUAUCUUUUUAUUUUAUUUUUUACAGGUAUAUUCUACAGGAAAUGUGUUGCCAUUUUUAAAGAACCAGUUUUAUUUCUAUUUUUAGAUUGCAAAAUAAAGAAAAUCUUUGCAAAAAUAGGUUGCCCUAGGUUUCCGCUAGGGCUAUGGAUGUUUAUCUGUGGAAAGUGAUGUUUAAACAAUAAAAAAAACACGCUGUUUCCAACCAAACAAUAAUAAAAACGUUCCAUUGUGGUGUGGAAAUUCAAUGCAAUUGUUCCAUUAGAAAAAGUUAAACUUGUGUUAUUAUAUCUAUAUUAAAAUAACAUAUGGUUAGUCAUCAUUUAGCCAAAGUUGCUAAGAGCCAUUGUGGUUCUGAAGGUUGCAGACCUCUGAUUUAGGAGCAGGUGGUUCUGGUUUGGCGUCUUCUCGGUCCGUCGUGACGUAAAACUGCCUGGUGGACGGUGACGGAUCUGCCGGCAUCUUCCUGCUGGCUCCUGUUUGCUUUUCUUUCCUCUCAGGUGGACCGUUUGGGUCAGGUAGUUGAAACUGGGUCAGAAUCGGGUUUUUACGGCAGGAAAAUAACUAAACUCAAACAAAAAAAGGAGUUUUCUAAAAGCCAAAUAUGCUCUAAUAAUUCAACAAACUUAAAUGAACUCUACAGAUUCAGCCAGGAAACGGGCUCAGGUAUCAGAAUCUCACUGAAAGAUGCAAAGAUGUGAUUUCUCUGCAACCUGCCAGGCAGCGUUGAACCAAAAACCAGACGUGGUUCAUGGAGGAUCAGACAAAACCAUUUAACUUGUGCGCUCAAUUCUUGUUAUUAGUAACAAUUUAAAGUCCACGUUAAAUAAUUGGUCCAAAGGGAUGGGUGAAAUAAAAACAUUAAAAGCCUGUGAUGGUGGGGGUUUAAACUGGAUACAUUAAAUUACGCAUUUUAGC
This is a messenger RNA of Fundulus heteroclitus (mummichog), 2508 nucleotides long. RefSeq lists its product as uncharacterized. The transcript has 5 exons. The coding region runs from base 195 to 887 and encodes 230 amino acids. The record is from RefSeq and is a predicted model, not a curated record. NCBI's taxonomy places the organism in Eukaryota, Metazoa, Chordata, Actinopteri, Cyprinodontiformes, Fundulidae.